GGAUCAGUACGCUUUUUUCGCUUCCCCUUUCUAAAAAAGCCCUGCCAACCUGUAGAGCGUUUCAGUAAAGAAGGGUGUUGACGCACGGAGCAGUCGACAAGUCCCAGCUAUUACUUGACAUUGUCUUCGUUUUUUGGACUUCAGCUCGUCAAGGGCAGAAGAGCAACAAGUGAGAAGAUGUCAAAAAUCUGUGCUUUGGUGUUGAUGACAAUCGUCUCCCUGGCGUUUGCUGAAGAAAAUAAUUCUGAAGAUGACCCAUUUACCUUUGACUACCACAGACUGCGUGUCGGAGGUCUGAUUUUGGCAGCUGUCCUUUGUCUCAUUGGCAUUACCAUCCUUUUCAGUGGCCACUGCAGGUGCAAGUUCAAGCAGGACAAAAGGAGGAGGGCAGAAAGCAAUACUCAGGCAAUGCUUGCCGACCAAGGUCGUGCCUGUGAUUGCUAGAAGUUGACAAGAAUACAAUGACUCGCAGAAGUCAGAUUCUGAGGAAGCUGCAGCAUUUGAGACCCAAGCAGAGGCUUUUUCAUUGUUACAGGAAACAACAGGAAGUUGUAAGAUGUGGCGGUCUUUUGUGAUUUAUUUGUACCAGAAAACUGCCCGCUCUUCCAUACACAGUUGGACGCGAACACCCUUGUACACACAUGUAAUAUUACUCCAUGUCAUUCAAGUCAACCUUUUCCACAAACAUAGUACCAAAAAUCCUUUAAAUAGGUUGUGUCAAAUGUCUCACACUACUAUUUGUAGUUGUGUCUUUGUGUAUAGAAAAAAAGUUGAGCUAGACGUAAGUUACUGUAAGCAGCCUAACAAUGUGCAUAUGUUAAUGUCAAAUAGAAGUAGCCAUACAUGUUAAGAGUUAAUAAUUUAUGAUCGUUUUAGCUUCAUUUAGCAAUAUGGUGGAUGCUGGGGUUUAAAAACACAGAAUCUCUGUCAUGUUUCUGUUAUUAAAGAAUCAUUAAAAUUGCACGCAAAA
Messenger RNA from Entelurus aequoreus (snake pipefish), 970 nucleotides. It is a transcript of the gene fxyd3, whose product is annotated as FXYD domain containing ion transport regulator 3. NCBI's taxonomy places the organism in Eukaryota, Metazoa, Chordata, Actinopteri, Syngnathiformes, Syngnathidae. Gene Ontology annotation, cellular component: membrane. The record is from RefSeq and is a predicted model, not a curated record. The transcript is spliced from 8 exons. Gene Ontology annotation, molecular function: sodium channel regulator activity. Bases 178 to 444 code for a protein of 88 amino acids. Gene Ontology annotation, biological process: regulation of sodium ion transmembrane transporter activity.